AUGGCAGAGCCACUCCCCAUCCCGCCACCCCUCAAGAUCCCCGAAAUCAGCCGCUUCAUCAACCGCGCAAACCAGCUCCGCGCCUUUAAGCCCGCCAUCGCAUACUGGUGCGAAUACCAUGCCGUCAACCAAAUCGUCGGAAAGGGCCUGCACAACACCGACGAUGACUGCUUCGCCUUCACAAAGGCGCUCCUCGAGCGCCUCGAGGCCACAAAGGCCGAGCGCCCAGACGACGACGCCAUCAUGGACAACACCGCGGGGCAGGCCUACGUCGAGCAGUUUGCGCAGGAGACGUUUGACCGCGCCGAGCGCACAAUGAGGGCCAACAAGGUGACGAGACAAACGGCAGACACGUUCGACGCCGCUGCAACCUUCUUCGACCUCACCCACGAAUGGGGCACCCCCGAGCCGGAAAUCCUCCAGAAGAUCAAGUUUGCAAAGUGGAACGCCGCGCGCAUCCUCAAGGCCAUCCGCGAGGGCAAAGAUCCCAACGAAUCGAACCCCAAGCCCCGCGAAGCAGAAGACGAAGAACCCGCCCUCGACCCUCUCGAUCCCGCCGUCCAGCAGCUUACGAGUCCACCACCGCCGCCGCCGCGGGCAGCCUCCGUUGAGGAAGUUCCUGAUGGAGGCGAGCCGUCGUCGCGUCAGGAGACCGCCUCAGAAGGAUAUUUCCCCCCACCGCCGCCGCCUCCUCCUCCUCAGCUGGCGGAACAGGAUACCGAACCGUUUGUGCCGUCGCCCAUGAGCACCAGUCCUCCCCCGCCAGCAGACUCCCAGCCUCCUCCUCAGCUGCCGCCACAAUUCACUUCCUUUGCGCCUCCUCCUCAGCCGCCUGAACCCGUCAAUCCCUCGAUUCCGCCCAGCUGGACAGCUCCCACAGUAACCGUCCCUCCGGCCGUCGCAUCGCCGACUCCCCUGUCAGCUCCCGUCUCGGCGCCCGUUCCGGCUCCCGUGGCGCCUCCGGCUACAAGCCUCGGCGGCGGCGGCGUCGGCGGCCACCCGUCCGUGGCAGACCAAAAGAGCAUUGCGCAGGCGCAGAAGCAUGCAAAGUGGGCCAUCUCGGCGCUGAAUUUCGACGACAUCCCGACGGCGGUGCAGGAGCUGCGGAAUGCCCUCGCUACGUUGGGGGCGCUGUGA
Trichoderma reesei QM6a is the source of this 1137-nucleotide messenger RNA. RefSeq lists its product as uncharacterized. Gene Ontology annotation, cellular component: multivesicular body. The transcript has 3 exons. Bases 1 to 1137 code for a protein of 378 amino acids. NCBI's taxonomy places the organism in Eukaryota, Fungi, Ascomycota, Sordariomycetes, Hypocreales, Hypocreaceae. Gene Ontology annotation, biological process: late endosome to vacuole transport via multivesicular body sorting pathway. The record is from RefSeq and is a predicted model, not a curated record.